This is a messenger RNA of Quercus robur (English oak), 1418 nucleotides long. RefSeq names its product microtubule-associated protein RP/EB family member 1A. Gene Ontology annotation, molecular function: microtubule plus-end binding. The transcript is spliced from 8 exons. The record is from RefSeq and is a predicted model, not a curated record. Bases 243 to 1082 code for a protein of 279 amino acids. Gene Ontology annotation, cellular component: spindle midzone; microtubule organizing center; microtubule plus-end. NCBI's taxonomy places the organism in Eukaryota, Viridiplantae, Streptophyta, Magnoliopsida, Fagales, Fagaceae. Gene Ontology annotation, biological process: regulation of microtubule polymerization or depolymerization; protein localization to microtubule plus-end; spindle assembly.
UCACUUUGGCUUUCAGUUUUUGUGUGUGUUAUAAUCUUAAUCCUUCACCGUUCAAUUCUUUCAGUGUUGGUUUUUUUUUUUUUUUUGAAAAAUAACCAAAAAAUUUUAAAACCCCUCCAAAGAUUACGCAUUGCAUUAAUAAACACUAAUCCUCGCUCAUCUUAUCUUUCAUAUUCUCUCUCUCUCUCUCUCUCUCUCUCUGUGUCUGUGUGUGUGAGAGAGAAUUGCUUCAAGGAGUUUCAAUGGCGACCAAUAUAGGAAUGAUGGACAGCGCGUACUUUGUAGGAAGGAAUGAGAUAUUGACUUGGAUUAAUAACAGACUUCAGCUUAAUCUCUCUCGGGUUGAAGAGGCUGCAUCUGGUGCUGUGCAAUGUCAGAUGAUGGACAUGACCUAUCCAGGUGUUGUUCCAAUGCACAAGGUGAAUUUUGAUGCAAAAUCAGAAUAUGAUAUGAUCCAAAAUUAUAAGGUUCUGCAGGAAGUAUUUAACAAGUUGAAAAUUGAUAAGCAUAUUGAAGUCAACAGGCUAGUUAAAGGACGACCUUUGGACAAUUUGGAGUUCUUACAAUGGCUGAAACGCUACUGUGAUUCUGUAAAUGGUGGCAUUAUGAAUGAGAAUUAUAAUCCUGUUGAGCGAAGGUGUAAGGGUGUGAAGGAUCGGAAUCCUAAGGGGUCUCAGAAGAACCCAAGAUCACUGCAAACAAAUAAUAUGCACAACCAUGGUUCUGGUGACACAGUUGGUCUUAAUAAAGCCUCUGGGUUCAGGCAGGGGAAGACAUAUGCAGCACCAGUUGCUAAUUCUUCAGGGGAGGUUCAGGCUCUGUCCCAGGAGAUUACUGAUCUCAAGUUCUCUGUGGAUCUUUUGGAAAAAGAAAGAGAUUUUUACUUUGCAAAAUUAAGGGAUAUAGAAAUUCUCUGCCAGACUCCUGAUCUGGAGAAUCUCCCGAUGUCAGUUGCAGUUAAGAAGAUAUUAUAUGCUGCGGACGCAAAGGAAUCUGCACUUGCUGAUGCUCAGGAGUAUCUGUCCCAAUUUACAACUUCUACUGAAGCUGAAGUUGAAGCUGAAAUUGAAGCCGACGCCUGAGUGUUAUGAUUAACAGAUGAGGUUCUUUCCUGUAAAUCGUAAGACACUUGCAGGGCCUUCUGGCUAGUCAAGCUUCAUGCCUUUACUCGAUCAUGAGAUACUAGUGAUAUUUCACUUAGCUUCUUCAGCAACUAGUUACUGUUUAUGAAAGGCUUGUAGUUUUAUUUAUGUCUACUUGUAUCUGCUGGAUAGGAAAAGUAACUAACCUAAAAAUAAUGGAUUGAAUUUCUUCUUUCCGUUUUCUUGCUGGAACCUCAUUUUAGGGGAUUGGUUGGUCACCCACAACUUGCUCUGUUAAGGCAAGUUUUUAUUUAUAAAGUAUUAUUUGGUACAGAA